Molecule: messenger RNA, 1530 nt
Organism: Babesia microti strain RI
Lineage: Eukaryota; Apicomplexa; Aconoidasida; Piroplasmida; Babesiidae
Product: Protein tyrosine kinase
Exons: 5
Coding region: 1-1530 (509 amino acids)
Biological process (GO): intracellular signal transduction; peptidyl-serine phosphorylation; protein autophosphorylation
Cellular component (GO): cytoplasm; nucleus
Molecular function (GO): calcium-dependent protein serine/threonine kinase activity; ATP binding; calmodulin binding
Source: RefSeq, a predicted model, not a curated record
AUGGGUGCUGCAUGUUGCAAGCAAGCCAAUAUAAAUACGAUAUUACGCAGAAGCGACACAGGGUCCACAGAAUUGGACGAUACUACUCUAGGAAAGGACAAAGAAAUGACGAUUAACCCUGCUAUGUACAUUAACAAAACAUUUGCCACUCUAUCAGACAAAUAUCACCGGGUUAGUAAGAUUGGGUCGGGGGCUUAUGGCCAAGUAGUAUUAUGCCGUGACAAAGUGACAGGGAUCGAAAAAGCUGUAAAGAUUAUACGUAAGUCUGAUACCCUGGAAAUUUGCUCUGACAAACUAAUUGAUGAAGUGGAGUUGUUAAAAUCUCUGGAUCAUCCAAAUAUUGCCAAAUUAUACGAGUUCUUUGAAGACUCUAGAAAGUAUUAUUUGGUUAUGGAUCAUUACAAAGGCGGUGAACUCUUUGAUGAAAUUAUCCGCAGGCAAAAAUUUUCUGAACAUGAUGCUGCUGUUAUCAUGAAACAGAUACUUAGCGGGGUGUUGUAUUUACAUAAUAACAAUAUAGUACAUCGUGAUUUGAAACCUGAAAAUCUGUUACUAGAGUCCAACAAACCUGAUUCGUUGAUUAAGAUUGUAGACUUCGGAUUAUCUGCACAUUUCAAUGGUAGUAGAAUGAUGGAAAGACUGGGAACUCCAUACUAUAUUGCCCCCGAGGUACUGAAAAAAUGCUAUGAUGAGAAAUGUGAUAUCUGGUCUUGUGGUGUAAUUCUGUAUAUAUUAUUAUGUGGUUAUCCGCCUUUUGGCGGGCAAACUGAUGAGGAAAUUCUUUUUAAAGUGGAGAGGGGUAAAUGUGUUUUCGACAUGAACGAUUGGUGUAAAGUGUCGGAGGAGGUUAGAUCUCUGGUCAAAGCAAUGCUUACAUAUGAUCCAGCCAAAAGAAUAUCCGCAAAAGAAGCUCUAAUGCACCCAUGGUUUAAGAAUUUUUCCUGCAACGAAAUGUCAGUGUCCAGUAGUGUGCUUAAUAAUGCAUUGUCAAACAUGAAGAAAUUUCAGGCCUCCCAAAAACUUGCCGGUGCAGCACUCUACUUUAUUGCCAACAAAUUGACUACCCUUGAUGAAACUAACCAGCUUACCCGUAUUUUCCACGAACUUGAUACUGAUGGGAAUGGUAGAUUGGAUAGGAAUGAAUUGAUCCUGGGGUACAGCAAAUUGAUGGCAGAAAUGGGGUCUUCAUCUGAUGAUAUCGAAAGGGAUGUGGAUGAAAUUCUAUCUGCAGUGGAUCUGGAUAACAAUGGUUAUAUGGAUUAUUCAGAGUUCGUCGUUGCCUGCAUGGACAAAUCUAUGUUGUUGUCUAGGGAAAGGAUGCAGAUUGCCUUUAAUCUCUUUGACACGGAUAACUCGGGUACUAUAUCUAAAUCAGAGUUGGCAAAGAUUUUCGGGCUCUCGUCGAUCGACGAUUGUAUAUGGAAUGAAAUUCUGUCGACUACAGAUGAGAACAACGACGGAGAGGUCGACUUUGAGGAAUUUGAAAAAAUGAUGCAUCGAAUUUGCAAAAUACAAACCGUGGCAGCAUAA